Molecule: messenger RNA, 3368 nt
Organism: Cyanistes caeruleus (blue tit)
Lineage: Eukaryota; Metazoa; Chordata; Aves; Passeriformes; Paridae
Gene: MACIR
Product: macrophage immunometabolism regulator
Biological process (GO): negative regulation of cytokine production involved in inflammatory response; negative regulation of fibroblast migration
Source: RefSeq, a predicted model, not a curated record
UUUUUUGUAGCAUCAUUUCAGUUUCUUUUAACAGAACAAAUUGAGUCUUUCUGGAAGUUUUCAGGAGAGAUUUCCAAACUGCAGGGUGGAACUUUGGAAUUAAGAGCAAGAACAGAUAUUUAUGUUUCUUGCCUAAAAUCCCAGGGUAGUUGAAAAUUUUAAUGCAGAAUUUCUGUGUGCUGUGCCUGGUGGUGCAUAAUUUCAAGUUAACAAAUUGUCAUUAAUAUCUUUGUCUUCUUCAGUAGCUGAAGCCUUACAAGAUUUACUGUUAUACUGCUUGAUACGGUGUUAAAGUAGGAAGCAACUGCUUCUGCUAUUCUAGAACUGGUAACUGAAUCCAUAAAUAUAUAUUGAAUUCAAUUAAAUAUAACAGUAAGCAUUAUUGAGUUGUGUGGACUUUCUGCAGUGAAAAAUUUUGGUGUCUGGUUUGCUUCAGUAUUUCAAUUCUUUAUUUAACUGUUUUCCAGUAUUGUUCUAUUCACAGAUUUGUUAGGGUUGGAAGGGAUUUCUGAAGAUCAUUUAUUCCAACCCCAGACCAUCUAGUCCAACCCCAAAAUGCUUAAAAACUCAUUGGGUGAAGUAUAUUUGCAAAAGUUAUGGUAUGCAAAACUGGUAAUGAAGAAUCCUAAAUGCACCAUGACUGAGAAUUAAAAGAGACCGUUUAAGACUAAAGGAACAUUAGAAAUAGUCUCUCCAUAAUACAAGUCUGUUAAAGGUAAAUAAAAUCCUCUUCAGCAGAACAGUGGGCAUUUUGUUUACUCCUUGUUUAUUAGCAUAAUAAAAUAGGGAGAAGCAGGAUGACUGGGCACCAAGCAGGGAAGAAACAUCACACCCCAGUCAUUUAAAUCCAGGGUUAAACUGAGAUUCUUUUGGUUCUUUUGGUAGAUGCAAAAGAGAAAUACCAACCAGAUAUCCUCAAGAGGUAAAAAUUCACAGAAAAGUUUACUAGCAAACUAUAGAAGAUGAGGAACUUUGUCAAAUGAUUUAGUAAAACAUGAAACACCACAGCAGAGAUACAGUCCACUGAACAUAGAAAACCUUUAAAUCCAUUUGGCAUUAUCUUCUGUGAAAAGAAAGUUAGAAGAAGAAAGGGAGAAAGACAGGAAAGUUGUAGAAAAACAAAAGUAGCUACCAGCUCCUGCGUUCCAGUGAUGUAAAGCUCCAAGAUGAAGGUGGGGUUAAAGAACAAUAUGCUUGUCUUAUGGACAGCCUUCUUAAAGACCCUUCCUCCCAGGUGGGACUUUCAGUAGCUUGGCCACUCAGGGGCUGGGUUAGGCACCACUGGGGUGCUGCCUCCAUUGUGCCAUAACUGAUGGACACUGUGAGGCUGGGGAAUGUGGGGGGCAGGGCAACACCUCCCCAGAGCAAGUUCCCUGCCAGACCCACACCUUAUGAUAUAUUUGAAGCCCCCAAGAUGUCUCAGACAGAUUUUCAGUCUCUGACAACACUAUUUGAGCUGCUCUUUCCCAUUCCCUUAAAAGAAACAAGGAGCGAAGCCUUGUGUUUAAAAUGGAAGUUGAUGUGAAUGGAGAGUCCAGAACUGUCCUCUCCACCCUCCCCGUGCCUCUUGCAGAGGUGAGUUCUGCAGCCAGGAUGGAAGCAGAAAGGCCACGCUGUUCCAGCACCCCCUGCUCACCAUUAAGGCAGACAGUUGCAGGAUAUCAGAUCCUUCACAUGGAUUCUAACUACCUGGUUGGCUUUGCAACUGGAGAGGAGCUGCUAAAACUAGCCCAUAAGUGUACAGGAAGUGAGGAGAAUAAAGGAGAACCUGGUCCUAACUUGGGCUCCAAACAUAUUGAUUCAGGACUUCCACGUUCCUCGCGUUUGUACAAAGCUAGAAGUAGAUACUACCAGCCAUAUGAGAUCCCAGCAGUAAAUGGAAGGAGGAGGAGACGGAUGCCCAGCUCAGGGGAUAAAUACAGUAAAGCUUUACCAUAUGAACCUUACAAGGCACUUCAUGGUCCCCUGCCUCUCCGCCUUUUGAAAGGUAAAAGGUCUCAUUCAAAAUCACUGGACUACCUCAAUUUAGACAAAAUGAACAUUAAGGAACCUCCUGACACAGAAGUGCUACAAUACCAGCUCCAACACCUUACUCUUAGAGGCGAUCGUAUGUUUGCAAGGAAUAGCACAUGAGCUAUCAUCUCAAAUUUAGAAAUGGUUUCUGAUCUUUUCUCUGUUGCUGCAAAAAUCCACUGUUGUACUGUGUACAUAACUUUCCACAAUAUAGGUGGUUUUAUCAGGUCAGUGUUACCAGAAAGUAAUUUAUUUGAAUACAGUCUUGACAGAUGCAAAUACUUGGAGAGAGAAAUCUUUGCUGAUAAAGCAACUUCUGAUGCAGAUUUGACUGCAACUAGUGGAUAUUUCUUGGGACACGUUUUAACAAAAAAAAGCUUUUGAUUUUUGGGAUUUUUUUUUCUGUACUGCUACAUCUAGUAUUUACAGUAAUUCAACACUGAAAAAUUGGUGAUGUCUGCCUGGUUGUUGCUAAUUUUGGCUUGAUGUUAGAAACUGCUUUUGGAUAAGUACUCAAGGAGUAUUUCUGGGUUUUCUUUUUGUUUCUGUAGUAAAAUGUAUGGGUUUUACUUACAACAUGAACAGGAGAGUUAGCUUGACUGGAUGAAUCACUUGCUAUUUAAACAAUCCAAUUCAUUUUGAGACUGCGCUUGUGUUGGUGAUGUGGGUGAGAUUCAUUUGUAAUAGAAAACUUUGCUACUUGAAUCCUAUUAAAUUAUUUUUUUAGUUUCUGCAUGAAAGUAAUUGCUUUAUUCUUUUUAUUCUAUAAAACAUGUUCAGAAUAAUUAUUUCAGUUAUUUAAAGCAAAUCUUUUAGGAAGUGCAGGUCGUUUUUUGUUUUUUUGUUUUGUUGGGGUUUUUUACAUUGUCUUGAGACAAACUGGAAUGUGUGUACUGGUAUGUUUUUGAUUUUGUGAUUUUCAUUUCAUCUCUAGUAGCAGAAGGUGUCAACUUCAACAUAUCUUUGGAAAUUUGGAAAUUUGACUUGAAGCACUGAACACGAGCUCUGGAGGGCAAAUUGUUUCUUGACAAGAGUGCAAGUAAAAUAUUUCUUGUCAGCAUUGAAGAAAUGAUCUUGAAUUUUUCAGCAGAAUAAUGCACUGGGUUACUUUUGUUACUUAAUGAAUUUUUUUAUCUAAACGUGACAUUAAAUGCAGUUUUCACAGCUGCAUUCCUAGAUGUGUUUAAAAGAUUUUGGUAACUUUAGUUUAAAAAUGAAAAAUAGUUUUCAUUCUGUUUUUUAGGUGCAGUCUUUUGCUGAAGAAGUGCAAAACAUGAUUUUGCCUGAUGACCUCUGCAGAAGUUAAAAAUAAUUUCAUAUUGCUUUGAAACAUGAAUUACUUGAUCAAUUGUUUC